AUGGAGCGAAACGAUGCCGUCGCCGCGGAGCGCGACGACCCCGGCGUCGGCGCCGACCGCCGGCUCGUCCCGCUCGAGAUCAAGGUUACGUUCGCAUUCACCAACGCGCCCCAGGCGCAGUACCUCAUGCACUACACCACGAUCGACGCGUGGAGCGACGGCAGCGACACGCUCGCGGGGAUCAAGCAGAAGUUUUCCGAUAAGGAGGGCGUUCCCGUCGAGUUCAUCAAGUUCAUGUGGCUCGACGAGCCCAUCGGAAGGAUCUACAUGGGCAAAAUGCCCAAGCAGGCCCGCGUCACCGAGGCCAAGACGAUGAAGGAGCUCAACAUCUUCGGUCCCGACACCUGGCUCGACGAGUUCCCCCACUGGCGCUGCCUGUGCGCGACGAUCGCCGAGGAGGAGAAGAGGGACGCCCUGGAAGAAGUUCACCGAGCCGUCGCCACGCAGAUCAAGGGGUACGAGGAGGGCCCCGAGCUGGACCGGCACAUCCAGCACAAGCGUAAGACGAAAAAAUGGAACACCCUGGUGUUCGGCGCGCCGACGCCGUACGAUUCCAGGUACCCGGAGACGAUGCCCAAGACAGGUGACGACAGGUACACCAACUGCUUCGACGACGACUGGGACAAGGACCCCGAGGAGGAGGCCGAAAAGCUCAGGCCCAAGAGCCAGCCCCAACUGGUGGUGAAGAAGGCGCCCGCGGCGGCCGACAACGCCGGCGUCCAGGCCGCCGCUCCGGAGGUGGAGGAGGAGCCGAAGAUGUCGCUCGAGGAGGUCGUCACGAACGUCUCGAGGCUGAGCUCCAAGAUGAUUGGGACCAAAGAGCUCGACGUGGACGCCCCGCUGAUGGAAUCGGGCCUCGACUCGCUCACGUCGGUGGAACUGAUCAACGAGCUCUCCUCCGCGUUCGGGGUUCAGCUGUCCGCGACGACUCCUUACGACUAUCCCACGGUCAGGGAGCUCUCCAAGCACAUCGUCGAAAAGCUUUGA
Molecule: messenger RNA, 987 nt
Organism: Micromonas commoda
Lineage: Eukaryota; Viridiplantae; Chlorophyta; Mamiellophyceae; Mamiellales; Mamiellaceae
Exons: 2
Coding region: 1-987 (328 amino acids)
Molecular function (GO): phosphopantetheine binding
Source: RefSeq, a predicted model, not a curated record